AUGCAAUCUGCUCAAAUGUGGAAACGUAAAUCUAAGGUCGAAAAUAUAAGACGAGCCGAUCGGACGGGCACGAAUGUCUUCAGUGCGAAAGACAUGCAGAGCAUGCACGAUUCUUUGAAUAGUGAAUUCAUUCUGUAUCAACUUAUCCUGAGAAUUGUGUUAAAGAAAAACCACAACAAGACCCGGAAUCAACCAGCGCUGUACGAAUUUUUUCAGCCCGAUGACGAAAACGAUCAACGCACAAUGAUCGAAUACGAUCGUACAUACAAGCCAAAUCAAGCCAUCCACUGGUACACUCGAGAGAGUUGUAUUUAUCAGAUGCUAAACAAAGCUUUGCGAACACUACAUGUAGAUCAUAUUCUGGGUUUUGGCUCGUUGAUCCAUGAUAUAUAUUGGCAACUAUCAAAGGAACAAGUGUCUUUCAUUCGAAACCUGCGCACGCCUAUUCUUACAGUUUAUCGGGGACAAUUUAUAAGCAAAGAUGAACUAAUAAGGAUGAGAUCUUCUAUUGGUGAAUUAAUUGCGAUGAACUCAUUCUUGUCAACCAGUACAAAUCGUAGGGAAGCUUUGAAAUUCGUUACAUCAAGUCCACCACCAACUGAUACAUUGGCAUCAAUUUUAUUGGAAAUAGAUGUCUACACUGUUAAUUUAGCGCGACCAUAUGCCGACAUCAAACUAUUGAGUGCAUUUCAGAAAGAAGAAGAAAUUCUUUUCGCAUUCGGAUGUGUAUUUCGCAUUAAUGAAAUUGUGGAGGAUAAAGAUCUGAGAAUUUCAAAGGUUCAUCUCACCCUAUGUGGCGAUGAUGAUGAUGACUUAACAGCAUGCCUGUUAAUGUUAGCAAAGGAUGCGGACGAAAAAGACCAGCUGGUGGCACUCGGUCGUCAUCUACUUCAGAUGCAAAGAUUUGAUGAAUCCGAAACUCAUUACGAGACGCUCUUGGACAAUCGAUUGAUCACUGAUGAAUAUAGUUUGGCUGCUUGCUAUCAUGGAUUAGCCCAAGUGAAUAUCAAAAAGGGUGAUAUUAAUAUGGCAUUGAAAAACCUGAAAACUGCUCUCGAGUACCUACAAAAGAAUCCUGCUACGGCAAAUCACGUUCUUGUAUCGCAAUGUUACAAUGAUUUUGGAGCUGCAUAUUGUAAGAAAGGCGAUCAUCUGCAAUCAUUGAGGCAUUACAAUCAAGCAUUAAUCACAAAAAACAAUGACCCUUCCACAAGUUAUUCAGGUUUAGCAGACGUCGAACUUCAAUUAGGAAAUUAUAAACUGGCAUUGGAAUACCAGUAUAAAUGUCUGGAAAGGCUAUUGAAUGGUCGACAGUCAUUGCUCGGGAACACAUAUCGUAAUAUUGGUAAAAUCUAUGCUUUAUUGAACCAGAAAGAAUCAGCUUUGGCCAUGUUUCGCAAAUCAAUUGAAAUUCAAGCCAAAGCACUCGGCCCAAUGCAUCCCGAUCUGGGAUACACUUACAAUUCUAUUGGGUUAAUGUAUUUAGACCUCAAUGAUGACAAACAGGCAUUCGCAUUUAUUCAAAAAGCUUUCGCAAUUCAAACACAAUCCUUACCACACAAUCAUUCAGAUUUUGGAGAAACUUAUAGAAACUUUGGCAACUUGUAUUUAAAAAUAGGGGAUCUUGAUAAGGCACUGUCUCAUUUCAAUCAGUCACUCGAAAAUCAACUUACAAUUUUAUCAGCGAAACAUCCAGCAGUGUGUGACACUUAUGUACUGAUUGGAAAAGUUCUCUUGAAAAAGACCGAUUAUGAUGGGGCAUUAAGUUACUUCCAUAAAACUCUUGACAGCCAUUUGGAAAGAAAGAGGAUUGGCGAUCCAGCCUUGACCGAGAUGUAUGAACUGAUUGGUGAUACGAAUAUGAAAAAACAUGAUUUAGACGAAGCAUUGAAGUACUUCCACAAACUUCUCGGUAAUGAGCUAGAAAGAAAAGUGGUAGAAGACAUGUCUCUCUUUCACACAUACCAACUCAUUGCCGGCAUCUAUUGUGAAAAACAACAUUUUCGUCAAGCAUUGAUUUACUAUUAUCGCAUGCUUGAUUGUCAAUUGCAAGCCCGACCCUUCUCAGAAUCAGCCGUCAUUGAUUUAUAUACAAUGAUCGGAAAUAUUUAUCUGAAAAAGCCUUUUGAUCAAACAUUCAUUCAAUUCGAUCGAUCGACCAAUAUUGAAACACCAGAGAAGUCAGGGACAGAUGGAUCGUUACUCGAUACUCACACUAGAAUUGGCAAUGUUCAUUUCGAAAAAAGACAUCUCGAUCAAGUAUACGAGUAUUUUCAACAACUUCUGGAUGAUCAGCUAAAAAGGCUGCCAUCAAACGAUCCAUCCUUAACGGAUAUCUAUGCUAUCCUAGGAAACAUCGCCAUGGAAAAACAUGACAUUGAUCAAGCAUUUGCCUACUUUGAUAAAUUACUGAGCAAUGAAUUGGAAAUCAAAACCCCAGAAGAUCCAUCGCUGGCCGAUAAAUACAAAGUGAUUGGCGAUAUUCAUUUAGAAAAGCGUGACUUCGAUCAAGCCUUAUCUCAUUACAAUCGAUUCCUUGAUUGCCAAUUGCCACUGAAGCACAAUACUGAUUCGGUUUUUCACAUCAUAUAUGCCACGAUGGGAAAAAUUUAUCUAGGAACACCAUUGGAUAAACUAUUGGACGACUACACAAAAUCCAUCGAUCAUCGAUCAGCAGAUCAUCAAUUAUCACCUCAAUUGGAUCAAACUAGUGGCAACACCAAUGUCAAAGAACGACAUUUGAAUCGUGUUCGACAGUAUUUUCAGCAACGUCUGGACGAUCAGGGGAAAGUGGUGCCACAAGAUGAUGCAUCCUUGAUCGAAACCUUGAAAGUUCUCGGAAAUAUCUCCUUCGCGAUCCAUGACCUCGAGCAAGCAUCACUCUACUAUCGGCGCUUGUUAGAAAAUGAACUGCAGCGAAAAUCAUCGAAAGAUUCAUCAUUAGUCGAUACUUACAAAACGAUUGCCAACAUUUACUAUGAGAGACAGCAGUUGGAUAAAACAUUAACCUAUUGCCAUAAACUGAUAAAGAGCGAACUGCAAAGGAAAGCGUUGCACGAUAUCUCAUUCAUCGACAUUUAUUCAAUGAUGGCUCUGGUGCAUGCGGAAAAACACGAUUUCGAUCAAAGUUUACUUUACUACGAUCGAUUGAUCGGUUGCCACUUGCAACAAAUGCCGCUGGAUCAAUCACUAUUAGAUGAUGUAUAUAAGAAGAUGGGAGAAAUCUAUCUGAAGAAAACAUUGGGCGAAGUUCUUGAUCGCUCCCAAAUAUUGACUGAUGAUCCAACAGGAUCAAAAGAUAGUGUUCACGCUGAGAAGAAGCAUGUAGACCACGAAAUAGUCGGCAGUGAAAAACCCCAAGUUGGUUCGGGCCUGUGCGCCUUUUUGACGGAGAUAUGAGUUAAUUAAUAAAAUUGCCAUUAAUAAUAAUUAAUUAAUAGCUCACGACCAUGAUCCGCUAGGAGUUGGAAAUUUUCACCACAGUUGAAGAUACAUUUUGUCUACUCACUGCGACACUUUUAAGCUUAUAAACCAAAGCUUUUGUAGGAUAUGAAUUUUUUAUGAUUUAGACAGUUUUUAUGAUUUAAACUGUCUAAAUCAUAAAAAAUUUAUAUCCUGCAAAAGCUUUGGUUUAUAAGCUUAAAAGUGUCGCAGUGAGUAGACAACAUCUAUCUUCAACUGUGGUGAAAAUUUCCAACUCCUAGCGGAUCAUGGUCGUGAGCGAUUAAUUAAUUAUUAUUAAUGGCAAUUUUAUUAAUUAACUCAUAUCUCCGUCAAAAAGGCGCCAAACCAACUUGGGUUUUUCACUGUUGACUAUUCCCUACAUGACCAAAAUAGUCUGAGUCGAAAAGCUUUUAAUCACCUCGAGAGGUUCCCUCGUCAGUGUGUCGAUUAUCUGUGUUUCCAUUCGUUUUCGGAAUUACCACCCAUAAAGAAAUAUCGAUCAUGGGACUCUCAGGAAAUUCGAUGUCAGAUCUGAACCACGAACAAUUAAGGAGUUACACAUAAGACACUUUGGACUAUGUAUCUAUAGAAAAACUGGCAGAUUUCUACCUUAACCUCCAGACUAGGACUGUAAAAGUUCCCGUUACUUCUUCGUCCGUUGUGGACAACGGUAACAGUUACCGUUACUUUAACGAUAACUGCCUUUCGAGUUACCGUUAAAAUAAUGGUAACUGACUUAUCAGUUAGCGUUAAAUUAACGGUAACUGUCUUUUCAGUUACCAUUGGUUUAACGCUAACUGAAAACACAGUUACCGUUAAAACAACGGUAACUAUCAGUUAGUUAACUUUACGGUAACUAUCAGUUAGUUAACUUUACGGUAACUGUUUCUUUCUCCCGAAGUGAACGUAAAAUCAGAAUCGACUAGUAUACCGACAAGUCGGAAAUGUCGAAAGUUCUUUUUCGACCAGUCGAGAUUUUUGCCGACCAGUCGGUAUGUAGUCCGAUUAUCGACUAGUCGGAAUUCUUAACUAGUCGAACAUCGGCUCAUCAACAUCGGCUAGUCGUCGUUUUUUCGACUAGCCGGUAACUAGUCGAUCAGUUCGCGACUAGUCGAAAUCAUAAAAUCACUCAUUCACCGUUUUCUUUUCUUGUUUGUACUACUGACUAGUCGUAGUACAAACAUACAACACCGAAACAAUAAUUUUGACGAGUCGGUUGAUAGUGGGAGUUGAACCAGUCAGAACAUGAUACUUGACUGAUUUAUAAUUCUACUAAUCGGUCGAUUUUACUGUUUAUUCUCUCAGUUCGCAAGUAGUGGAAUGGUGUGGUCCCAGAAAUUGGUUGAAAUAAGCCAGACUAAAAGUAGCUAUCCUUAAAAAUUCNUAGAUACAUAGUGUGGUCCCAGAAAUGGUGUAAAAAAUAUGCUGACAUAUGGUAAUUUGUGAAAAAUUGUUCAGAAGGAAAGAAUUGUUUAUUAACUCAUUCUUCUAUAUUCGAAUCCGUCAGAUGUCCUUCGAGUAUCACGUCAUUAACUUGGGUGGUGGACGGUGAACGAUGACACAUGACAGAAGGAGGGAGAGUUGAGAGUGCACGGCGGAAGGCAGUCAUAAAAAUAAAUUAACAGAUUUCGAAGUUACCUCUCGAAGUUUAGCUUACGGAUGUGCGCUUGAGAUAUACAAGUUUUCUCUUGUAUAACGAAUUGCACACAUUGACCGACACAGUCACCUUUCAGAUUUUGAAUUUUUAAGGAUAGCUACUUUUAGUCUGGCUUAUUUCAACCAAUGAAAAAUUGUGACUGGAACUCUACAAUAGCCAACGUAAUGGCACUGAGUGCAUUAAUGCCAUACGUUUCACACAACUUUUAUUGGGCAAGCUCCUUAACUAACAAUUUAUUUUUUAUUUCUCCUUUUGAGGGUGAGAUUAAAACGCUUAAGAUUUUUGCUUAAGCUUAACGCUUAAGAUUGAUGAUUGGUUGAAAUUCUUAACUUAAAAAAGCAGUUAAGUUUAUAUUUAAAUGCAUAUUACACGACCCAAUUGUUCAAAGAACUUUAUUUCUUGAAGAAAAAAGCUAACUGACAAGUAAAAGAUGUCGCUGUGAAUCACUAACUCAAUUCAUCUCGUUGUAGCAGCAUUUGCGCCUACCUUACUGAGACGAGUCGGCUUGCCUCAGCAGGAAAUGCAAACGUGAUUUACACUUUGUGACGACUUAUAUUUCCUCUAAUUAUAAGUCCGUGAGUUUAUUGUAUGCGAAGCAAAGAAAAUAUCGUCAAAACAGAAAUAUAGGUGUGGCACUAAAACACGCAGUCGACUGAUCCUGUGGAACGCAACUUAGCUGAAAAAAAUUGUUUGUAACAUCACUGUAUCGAAUCAACUUGUGUCAUGUGUAAUAUCAAAUCUUUUUCAAUGGUUUUUCAUUUGAGGGAAAACAUAAUCAGAUUUUUCUGAAGCGACUUUCCA
Messenger RNA from Didymodactylos carnosus, 5902 nucleotides. The record is from the annotation of a GenBank genome assembly. Lineage: Eukaryota; Metazoa; Rotifera; Eurotatoria; Philodinida; Philodinidae.